UAUAGCCGAAUUUGAAUGUCUAUUACUUCAUUCUCUCUGAUAUAAAGUCUCAUACUCUCAUUUCUCAUAUCCCCUUUGAAUUUUUGAUACUCCUGCAUAUCAAUUGAAAUCAAAUUAAAUAAUAUGGAUUCUAUUAAAAUGCCUAAAUUACCACUAAACCAAAAAUCAUUUGCGGGUAUUCCAGAGGCUGUGUUUCUUGAUGAAAUCGGCGCAUAUAUGUUUCAACCAGAAAAUAAUAGCUGUGAGAAAGUCUUGCAACGACUAGAUGAGCAACAUGGAAAAUACAGGUACAUGGCAUUCAACCUUGAUGCUAGAAGGCGAAAGCUAAAGCAACAAAUUCCAGACCUGCAAAAGUCAUUGGAGAUGAUCGAGGUUCUUCGCAGACAAACUGACGUUAUAGAAACUCAAUUCCUCCUUAGUGAUCAAAUCUUUAUUAAGACAGAUGUUGCUCCUACUAAACAUGUAUGCCUUUGGUUGGGAGCUAACGUUAUGUUAGAGUAUCCCUUGGACGAAGCUGAAAAGCUGUUAAAGCAAAAUAUGCACGCUGCUUUGUCGAACCUCAAAAGUGUUGAGCACGAUCAAGACUUUUUAAGAGAUCAAAUAACGACCACUGAAGUUAAUAUGGCUCGAGUGUACAACUGGGGGGUGAAAAAACGUCAAGCUGAUUCUAAAGACGGUAUAAGUACAGCUUUUUAGCCAAAUUGAUUCAUAAUAUUGUUCCCAUUAUUGGCACAAAUAGAAGAGUAACAAAUUGGUUUGCAAUUUAAAUAAGUGUUGUUUUUUUCCUCUUUUUUGUCAUAAUAUUAAAUUAACUACGUUUAUAUUUUUUCAGUCAGAAGAGACCGUUAAAUAUAAUUGUAAUUUUCGA
Eupeodes corollae is the source of this 868-nucleotide messenger RNA. RefSeq names its product prefoldin subunit 3 (gene mgr). Gene Ontology annotation, cellular component: prefoldin complex; cytoplasm. Gene Ontology annotation, molecular function: tubulin binding. The record is from RefSeq and is a predicted model, not a curated record. Lineage: Eukaryota; Metazoa; Arthropoda; Insecta; Diptera; Syrphidae. The transcript has 3 exons. The coding region runs from base 124 to 696 and encodes 190 amino acids. Gene Ontology annotation, biological process: microtubule-based process; protein folding; tubulin complex assembly.